Molecule: messenger RNA, 4292 nt
Organism: Perca fluviatilis (European perch)
Lineage: Eukaryota; Metazoa; Chordata; Actinopteri; Perciformes; Percidae
Gene: kcnh3
Product: potassium voltage-gated channel, subfamily H (eag-related), member 3
Exons: 15
Coding region: 379-4011 (1210 amino acids)
Biological process (GO): regulation of membrane potential; potassium ion transmembrane transport
Cellular component (GO): membrane
Molecular function (GO): voltage-gated potassium channel activity
Source: RefSeq, a predicted model, not a curated record
UCCACGCGCUGUCGGCAUCAAAACUUGCAUUCUCUCCAUCCGUCCUCAUCUCUCUCCAGCGCACUUGUUUUUUUGCGAACGCACACACACACUCACUCUCACACACUCACACUGGCGUUUUAAUAUUUGUUUCCCCCCCGUUGGAAGGUGCACAGGUGCAUCCCACAGCCAUUGCUCGCUCUCUGCUUAGUUGAUUAUGGUCACAACCCCCGCGGUGCCAAGGUGGAGUCACCGCGCGUAUCUCGGAUCGGUGCGCUUCUCCAGGGGCUGGGAUGCGCACCGGGCACCUCUCGCUUCCUGCCGAGUUUCGGGUCUUCGCAGGAGUCAAGCGCUGCCCCGGGGCGCCGAGGCAGGAGGACCCAGUCGACCCGGAGCAGGAUGCCGGUGAUGAGAGGUCUGCUCGCCCCACAAAACACCUUCCUGGACACCAUCGCGACCCGCUUCGAUGGCACCCACAGCAACUUUGUUCUGGGGAACGCCCAGGUGCAGUCGCUCUACCCCAUCGUCUACUGCUCCGACGGUUUCUGUGAGCUCACCGGCUACGCCCGCGCCGAGCUCAUGCAGAAGAGCUGCGCUUGCCACUUCCUGUACGGCCCCGAAACGAGCGACAAGUCCACGGCCCAGAUCCAAGGAGCCCUGGAUGAGAGGAAGGAGUUCAAGACCGAGUUGGUUUUCUACAAGAAGGAAGGAACACAGUUCUGGUGUCUUCUGGACAUCGUACCCAUUAAGAAUGAAAAGGGGGAGGUGGUUCUGUUCCUUGUGUCGCACAAAGACAUCAGCGACAAGAAGAAGGACACGGAGCAAGGACCCGACACAGAUGAGGAGACGGGUCUGGAGGUGCAUCAGGUAACUCGCCCUCCAGGCUUCAACGCCAACCGGCGCCGCAGCAGAGCGGUUCUCUAUCACCUGUCAGGACACCUGCAGAAACAAGACAAGAGCAAACUCAAGAUCAACAAUAACAUGUUCGGAGACAAGCCUCCGAUCCCAGAGUACAAGGUAGCAGCCAUCCAGAAAUCUCGCUUCAUCUUGCUCCACUAUGGAACCUUCAAGGCCGGCUGGGAUUGGUUAAUUCUGCUGGCGACGUUCUACGUGGCCGUCACUGUGCCCUAUAACGUGUGUUUCACCGUGGUGGGGGGGUGGGAUGAAGGGAACAGCACUGCCCCGCGGAGCCCGCCCAGCGUCAGCGACAUCCUCGUAGAGAUCCUGUUUAUUUUGGACAUUCUGCUGAACUUCCGAACUACUUUUGUGAGCACGUCGGGUCAGGUGGUGUACGACGCCCGCUCCAUCUGCGUCCACUACGUCACCACGUGGCUCUUUGUCGAUCUCAUCGCCGCCCUGCCCUUUGACCUGCUCUACGCUUUCAACGUCAGCGUGUACUUUGGAGUCCACCUGUUGAAGACGGUCCGGCUGCUCCGGUUGCUGCGGCUGCUACAGAAGCUGGAGCGAUACUCCCAGUACAGCGCCGUGGUUCUCACUCUGCUGAUGUCCAUGUUCGCCCUGCUGGCCCAUUGGAUGGCCUGCGUCUGGUACUUCAUCGGGCGCAAGGAGAUCGAAAGUCCCGGCUCCUGGGAUAUUGGUUGGCUCCAUGAGCUGGCCAAGCGUCUUGGGACCCCCUACUUCCUGCCGACGCUGGUCCCAGCCACAGUCAGCAGCCUCCGGGCCAACAGCAGUCAGUGGAACGCGUCGGGGUCGGAGGGCGGAGGGCAGGGCUCCUGGAACUCCAGCCAAUAUUACGGAAACGCGUCUGGAGGCGAGGCCGUGGCGGAGACGGCCGACGGGGGCGGGGGUUUCGGGCUGCUGGGUGGCGGCCCGUCGAUGCGUAGCAGCUACGUGACGUCGCUUUACUUUGCUCUGAGCAGUCUCACCAGUGUGGGAUUUGGAAAUGUGUCCGCCAACACGGACUCUGAGAAGAUCUUCUCCAUCUGCACCAUGCUCAUAGGAGCUCUGAUGCACGCGGUGGUGUUUGGCAACGUGACGGCCAUCAUCCAGAGGAUGUACUCGCGGCGCUCGCUCUACCACACCCGCACCAAGGACCUGAAGGACUUCAUCAGGGUCCAUCGGCUGCCCAAGGCCCUGGAGCAGCGCAUGCUGGAGUGUUUCCAGACCACGUGGUCGGUCAACAACGGAAUAGACGUCAGUGAGCUACUGAAGGACUUCCCAGACGAGCUGAGGGCCGACAUCGCCAUGCAUCUGAACAAGGAGCUGCUCCAGCUGCCACUGUUUGAGUCGGCCAGCCGGGGCUGCCUGCGCUCCCUCUCCCUCAUUAUCAGGACCUCCUUCUGCGCUCCGGGCGAGUUCCUCAUCCGGCAGGGAGACGCCCUGCAGGCCAUCUACUUCGUCUGCUCGGGCUCCAUGGAGGUUCUGAAAGACAACACUGUGCUGGCCAUACUGGGUAAAGGAGAUCUGAUUGGCUCGGACUCGCUGACGAAGGAGCAGGUGAUCAAGACCAACGCCAACGUCAAGGCCCUGACCUACUGCGACCUGCAGUACAUCAGCCUCAAGGGCCUCCGCGAGGUCCUCCGCCUCUACCCCGAGUACGCCCAGAAGUUCAUCAGCGAGAUACAGCACGACCUCACGUACAACCUGCGAGAGGGCCACGGGGCUGAUGUGGACUGGGAGAGCAACGGAGGCCUGGUGAAGAAGCUGCCGUCGAUCCGUGAGGAUGAGGAGGGCGACGAGGAGCAGAACUCGGUGUCCCGUGCUACUCGCUCGCCGCUGCGUCUCGGCAGGGGGCUCAGCUCGCCCCUGCGCUCCCCUCUCCUGCCCCCGAGGCCGUUCCGCGCUCCCUCCGACCACUCCCGCCCCACAACCCUGCAGAUACCGGUGGUCAGCUUCAGCAGCGUGCAGCCGGAACUCAGCCCCAGAUUCGUGGACGGGAUUGAAACGGAGAGCAACUCCAACUCAUCGCAGAAGUUUGAGUUCAGUCCCAGCAUGUCACCUGCAGCACCGCCCUCUCCCUACCAAGGGAUGCGGGAGCACUCUGAGAUCAAGCAGAGUGUGUCUAAACUGACUGAGGAGAUGAACAGUCUCUCUAAACAAGUCUCCAAUCUCAGCCACGAGCUGCAGGAAAUGACACGCCUGCUGAAGCCCCUCCUCCAAGCAUCACCGCAGCCAAUCCUGAUGACCAUGAUUCCAAACUUCACCCCGCCCCCUAGCAGUGCCAGCCAGCUUUCGCCUAGCGCCUGUCUCGUGCUGCCGCCCCCCGCCUCCCCAUGUCCUCUCCAGAGACCUGGCACUCAUUCCCUGUUGGACAGCGGAGACGUAGACGGCGUGGAUUUGCCACGAUGCCUUCUCCCAACUCCUCAUUCACCAAAAAGGCCUAACUCAUCUUCUUCAGCAUCGCCACAGCUCCCGUCCAAACACCCAGGGGCCAACAUUAAGGGCCCGAGCCUCUCCAACCUCCCCCCCCCCGAGGAAGGACUUCCUGAGGGUACCCCGGUCCUCCGAGCCCUCCACGCUUCUCCCAGUAACGGGAUAUAUUUGCCCUCUCUGCAGGACCAGCCUCCCCUGGCCUCUCACACCCCUUCCCCCUCUCUCUCCUUCUCCAUGUCUCUCUGCUCCUCGCCAUCGCCAUCGCCACCGCCACCGCCAUCCCUUUCCCCCUGCCAAGGCCCCCACCUGUCCCGACCGGGCAGCUUUUCCAGCAGAGGCCUGCUGCCCCCGCCGCCCUCCCAAGACACCCCCCCUCCCCCGUCCUUCCACUGCUCAGCUCCCCCUUCCCUCACGUCCUCCCCCGGAGACCACGCGCCGAGGCCUCCGCCUCCGCCUCCCGUCCCCCUCGUGUCCCCCGCCGUCUCCCUGCCGCUGUCUCUGGACUUUGUCAGUGCGAGGAAAAGGCAAGGAGAUACCCGGACUCCACUUUGGCGUAACUCACAGCUGCGCCGCGGGGAGGCCAGACCUGUCGCUCAUCCCCAGGAGCUGGAGAUGCAAGAGUGGGGGCGACAGGUGGAGGACGGAAAGUUCUCCACAGAGCACAUCAGCUUCAUCGAUGAAGAGGAGCCAGCGUUAUGAACGGGUUAAGGGGAGACACUGCAGGUGAACAGGGACAAUAUUUAAACUAACAGAUAUCACCGUGAAAUUUCCCCAGCUGAUUACUUACAUUAGGACAAUAUUGUAUUUCAAGUUUUCUCAAAUUUUAUGUUUAAAUAUGCCAAUAAGGCAUUAUCAGCUGUUCAUUUUUGUUUAAUUUAGGAGAAAUUUACAGUCGUAAACAGGGUCCAAAAUUAACUUUUUGUCCACCAGCCAAAUGGCUAAUAAAUGUUCAAAUUUUACUAGCCACAAGAUUACUAUUG